Messenger RNA from Epithele typhae, 858 nucleotides. Its product is annotated as ribonuclease H-like domain-containing protein. The transcript has 3 exons. Bases 1 to 858 code for a protein of 285 amino acids. Lineage: Eukaryota; Fungi; Basidiomycota; Agaricomycetes; Polyporales; Epitheliaceae. The record is from RefSeq and is a predicted model, not a curated record.
AUGGAUGCUUGCCGUACUGAUAAUGUGUAUGCUUCGCAGAUCAUUCAGCAGAUUGGUGUCGAGAAUUUCAGCUCCAUCGUCUCUGAUGACACCGGGAACACUCGAAAGACGCGGGGCACAGUCACUAAGAGACACGAAUGGAUGCUCAACUUUGCCGACACAUGUCAUCGUCUUCACAACACGGCUCAAGAUAUCGGCAAGCUGUCAGCAUUUAAAAAGACGAUCGCAACCUGCAAGCGGGUUGUGAAAUACUUUGCGAAGUCGACAAUCGCGAAGACGGCCUUGAAACGAGCGAUGCUGCGGAAAAACAUCAAACGUGGUCUGGUCGGCUUUAGCAAGACGCGCUUCGCUGGUGUUGUGCACUCUGCUGAAUCGGUGAGACGCUGCUUGCCAGCCCUUCACGAGAUCGUGGAGAAGGAGGCUUCCAUGGUUGACAUACCUGUACAUCUUUCGAUGCUCCUCAGCAUCCUUGGGCCCAUUGCAAAAGCAAUCGAGUGCCUUGAGUCGGCGCACUCGACUCUCGCAGAUGUUUUCAUGUUCUGGCUGGCGGUUAUGGCCUCAUACGACACGUUCCUUGCGGACACGUCUCGCUCAGCCGAUCUCUCCGACGAGACCAAGGACGAAAUCCGACGCAUACUCAACUAUCGAUGGAAGCAGAUGAUUGAACCCCCACUGAACACCUCCAAAGGCGACCACACUCAAGGGACCAGUGUCUAUGUCGCUGCGUUUGUUCUGCAUCCAGGUGAUUUCAUUUCGCCAACUACUGAUUGUCCGGUGCAUGCUCACACCGAUCAAGAGUAUCGGUCGAGUGGCAUCCUGAAGCCUACAGUAGUGAUUCGCCAGGUGCAUCCAUUGUGA